CCAACACAACCACCUGCGCCUACCAAGGUAUAUAAACCUAAUGAGAGCCCAAGAUAUCCACUCCAACUUUCAAAAUGAAACACUUCAUCUGUCUGUGCCUGCUCGUUGCUCUAGCUACCGUGGCUGUGGCCCACAAACCCCACAAACCCUUCAAGGGGAUGAAGCAAUCCUUCAAGGCUGGUUCUGACUCCUCCUCCUCCUCCUCCUCCUCUUCGGAAGAGGACGCUGCUCCCCACGCUCCCGCUGUUGGACAGAAGACAUCCUACUCUCAACAAUCCCACUCCCACUCACACGUCCACUCCGCCACAGUACAUGAUGGGAGUGGCAAGAAGGUCACCACUACCACUUCCACUCACGGAGGCUCUGAUAAACCCACUGUGACUAACACUCACACCUACACUCACUCUUCCGAGGAGUCUGACUGAAUAAAUCAGCCGUGACAUCUGAAA
This is a messenger RNA of Macrosteles quadrilineatus (aster leafhopper), 449 nucleotides long. RefSeq lists its product as uncharacterized. The transcript has 2 exons. NCBI's taxonomy places the organism in Eukaryota, Metazoa, Arthropoda, Insecta, Hemiptera, Cicadellidae. The record is from RefSeq and is a predicted model, not a curated record. Bases 75 to 425 code for a protein of 116 amino acids.